Messenger RNA from Prorocentrum cordatum, 827 nucleotides. The record is from the annotation of a GenBank genome assembly. Lineage: Eukaryota; Dinophyceae; Prorocentrales; Prorocentraceae.
CCCGCCUCGGCUGCAGCAGGUCGGGCAGCCGCAGCGGGCGAGGCAAGCGUGACCCGGGAUGCAGGGACGGGCGGCGGGCGAUGGCGGAGACCAAAGUGUGUUCCAGGGCUGCAGGCCCGCGGCCCCCCCCUCCGAUGGGUCGGAGUGGGAACGACGACGCCGUCGUCGUCGACGACGACGACGACGACCUCCCGCUCCCGGAAGCACUGCAACACCACGCCGAGCCCACAGGGGGACGACGAGGACGACGGCGGCGAAGAGGGCUCCACAGCAGCACCAUCCCACACCCACAGGGGAGGGGAGGAUGAAUGGGCGGAGCGAGUGGGCGAGAAGGCACCAGACUCAGAGCUGCUCCACCCUCGGCGCGGCCCACUGGGACGGGUUACUUGCCGGCCUGGAAGCCCCUGAGCGCCGCGUCGAUCUUCGGCCUGGCCGGCCAGUUGUACUUUCUGUAGAGGUCGCGCUGGGGCACGGUGACCAGCUUCUGCCCGUCCGCGGAGAUGCUGACCUGACCGGGGCCCCCGACGCACUUUGACUCCACCAUGGCACCUGUGCCGAAUAUCUCCUUGAUGAAGCGGGUGGCGGCAUCACGCUCCUGGCCGCCACCGUCUCAGCUGGAAGUGUACUCGACCAGAAAGCGGGUGGUCUUGGGAUCUGCGGUCUUGGCCGCGUCCUCCUCGACCCUGGUCUCCGCUGGGGCGGCUUUCUUGCUCUCGGCCAUGGCCUGGGCGGAGGAGGAGCUCCCCAUCUACUCCGCGGCUGGCACUGAAGGCGCUUGACCCGAGACGGUUACCACGGUCGACGGUCACGAGCACCACAACUGCAUC